Molecule: messenger RNA, 960 nt
Organism: Helianthus annuus (common sunflower)
Lineage: Eukaryota; Viridiplantae; Streptophyta; Magnoliopsida; Asterales; Asteraceae
Exons: 3
Coding region: 1-960 (319 amino acids)
Source: RefSeq, a predicted model, not a curated record
AUGAAUCUUUUGAACCAACCGCUAUCAUGGGACCCUAAUCUCUACGGGUGGAACCCAAGUCAAAACACGGAUGGGAUGGGGUCGUCUCAAGCGUUUGGGUCGGCUCAAGCUUUCGGCUCCCCACUACGCGAACCCGAUGUUGUUCCGGAGACGCAACCCGAGGUACCGGAUACGCAACCGGAGACGCAAAAAGGAAAAGGAAAAGCAAAACGGGCACAUAAAAAGAAGGUGGAAACCAACACCCGAGCGAAAAAAAAUGUGAUAACGUGGGAGCCCGAAGAGGAGUAUGCGUUAACCCGCGCUUUUAUCGAUGUUUCGGAGGACCCGGUCAUAGCAAACAAUCAAAGUAAAACCGUAUUUUGGAACCGAAUACGAGAACUCUUUUUCGAGCUCAUAGGUAGAGGAGAGGAAUACCGCCUACCGGACUCUAUAUCGGGGAAGUGGACCGAUAUAAACAAGAAGUGCACAAACUUUCAAACCGUGUACCAACGCUUGUAUUCCGGAUGGAAAAGUGGAAGUAGCGAUGAAGACAUUACGCAAGAGGGAAAUACACGGCCAUCAAAGAGGUCCAAAACAAACGAGUCGGGUGAACCCGAAACGCCAACCUCCGACGCUCGAAACAUCGGCUUGAACGAGGAAAUUCCGGAUGACGAGCCGGUGGAGGAGCUACCAAGACCGCCCGGAAGAAAAAGCCGGGCGAGAAAACCCGAGUCGUCGUCGAUGUCUAUGAGAACGGAUAUGAGUAACGCAUUUUCGGAGAUAAACAAGCGGCUUCAAGACAUACACGAACUCGGUAACAAACGUUUGGAGGAGAACCGCGAAGUUACGGAGAUUAUGCGGGAUCGACAAUGGGCUCACGACUUUGACUUCUACUCCAAACCGCAUGACCACUUAACGGGAAAAGCUUUGAAAAUGACGUUGGCACAAAAGGAGCGGAUUGAAAAAAAAUAUAAUCUUUGA